AUGAAACUAUCUGGUGUAUUGGAUAAAUAUACGAAUGGAACAUCAACUUUAUACGUGAACAUAUUUGAUUCUCCUAUCGGAAAAAUUAUAGCGGUUGGUGAUGAAGAAUUCGUUUAUAUUGUUUGCUUUGAAGACUCAAAAAAUCUCGAAAAAAUGUUUAAAAGUGUUGCCAAGGAAUUGUCUUGCACAUUUGAACUUGGAAAGACCAAAUUACUCGAAGAGUUUGAAAAUGAAAUAGAAAGUUAUUUCGAUGGUGAAUUAAAGGAAUUUACCGUACCAAUUAAAACUAUCGGUUCAGAUUUCCAAAAAGAAGUUUGGGAAAUGCUCCGCAAACAGAAAUAUGGUACAACACAGACUUAUGCAGACUUAGCUAAGGCUUUAGGGAGAUCUGGAACCCAUGCUCGAGCUAUUGGAGCAGCCUGCGGAGCUAAUGCCCAUUUAGUAGUGGUUCCAUGUCAUAGAGUAGUUGCAUCCGCUUCAAAAGGUGGCUUUAGUUGUGGACUGGACAGAAAAGAAUGGUUGCUACAACAUGAACAGAAACAUUUAAAAUGA
Messenger RNA from Leptosia nina, 552 nucleotides. Lineage: Eukaryota; Metazoa; Arthropoda; Insecta; Lepidoptera; Pieridae. The record is from the annotation of a GenBank genome assembly.